Quercus lobata is the source of this 645-nucleotide messenger RNA. Its product is annotated as protein ACCELERATED CELL DEATH 6-like. Lineage: Eukaryota; Viridiplantae; Streptophyta; Magnoliopsida; Fagales; Fagaceae. The transcript has a single exon. Bases 1 to 645 code for a protein of 214 amino acids. Gene Ontology annotation, molecular function: protein binding. The record is from RefSeq and is a predicted model, not a curated record.
AUGGAAGAAGGAAGGCAAUACACAAUGAAUCCUGAUGUGUACCGAGCUGCUUCCAUUGGUAACUCAAGUUUCUUUGAGAAGUUGACAGAUCCCAGUACCCUUCUCCAAUUGACAACCGAGAAGAACACUGUUCUUCACGUUGCAUUGCAAUUCGAAAAAUUUAAUAUUGUGGAAGAGUUGGUUAGGUUACGUCCAAGCCUUGUGCAUGAAAAAAACUCCAAAGGCAAUACUCCGCUACAUGUUGCUGUGAGGUGGACGGGAGCUUCUUCAACAGUAAAGCUCAUAAUACAGAAGGCCAAAGAUCAGCGGGAUGUUGAAGCAGGUGGUCAACAACUUCUGAGCAUGGUGAAUGAGGAUGGGGAUCCUGCCUUGCAAGUUGCUGUACAAUAUGAUAGCGAUGAUGAGUUUGAGAUUGUAAGAGAACUAAUGAAGGAGGAUCCAAAACUGGCUAAACAUGUAAAUAAUGCUGGAGAAUCCGCACUGUUCCUCGCCAUGGAUAGAGAAAACUACAAGAUGGCUCGUUAUAUCCCAAGUGCAGCUCUAGACAACUGCUCCUAUGCUGGAAGGCACGGCAUGAAUAUCUUGCAUGCACUUGUCCUUCACACGAAUUGUUGUAAGUGCUGCUCAAUCCAGCCUGCUUCUUAA